Messenger RNA from Penicillium argentinense, 375 nucleotides. RefSeq lists its product as uncharacterized. Lineage: Eukaryota; Fungi; Ascomycota; Eurotiomycetes; Eurotiales; Aspergillaceae. The record is from RefSeq and is a predicted model, not a curated record. The transcript is spliced from 2 exons. Bases 1 to 375 code for a protein of 124 amino acids.
AUGACGAAUAGCAAGGACCAAACCGCUAACUUCACAUUCGUCGUGGAUUUCGAUAACCAUGACAACUCAGAGAUAUUACGCGCCGUUCUCCCGAGAACAAAAGAGGACUACCGGCGUGCACUUUGCAUCUAUGACAAGCCUCUUAUUGCUUCCGUCAGAUUCCUCUCACUACACCCGAAGGCGGUGGAUCCGCCCGAUAUUCAAACCUUCAAGGCGUUUAUGGAGUUUGCGGCACGUGGAAUGAAAGGUCGUAUCACGGCAAAGCCGACUGUCCCAACUGUCGACGGAUUUCGUGGAAAUUUCGAGGCAGGCAUGGCUUUUUAUCGCGGACACAAAUUCCUCAAAGAGACAUCUACGAUGAUCAGAGAGGUAUGA